Molecule: messenger RNA, 297 nt
Organism: Mesocestoides corti
Lineage: Eukaryota; Metazoa; Platyhelminthes; Cestoda; Cyclophyllidea; Mesocestoididae
Source: the annotation of a GenBank genome assembly
AUGUGCGGCGUAAGGCGCACGACGAGUGCAGUUUCGCUCUCGCUGAACACGAGGCUUACGUGCGCACGCGCCCGCGCGCGCACGCUGCGUUAUCGACCGGUCCAGCGCGCAGCCGGUCCCGCCAGCUGUCUUGACGUUGCCGCGGAGCGCGCUUCGCACACGCUAGUCUGCGCGGCCACGAGCAGAAGACACGCCAAAAUCCCAAACGCAGUGUGCCCGCAGAUGAGUACAGAAGAACGCGCCAGUCCUGAUGCACUCCUGCAUGUGGCCCACAGCACCAAGUUGGAGCCGUCUUAA